AUGCCUUUCAAUGGUAAGGCUAAGACCAGAAAGGGUCUGCCUCUCCCAUUCAGGGCAUGCGAUUGUGUCUCAUGUGAAGAAGACCAGGGAAAGUUUCGAGAGAUUAUUCUUCAUCGUCAACAUCGGCUAAAUCCAUCAACCACAGACUGCCGUCUCAAGGUCAACUUCGAGUUCGCUGCCAGCCCAGCCAACGCGCUCGACUCUCACUCUACAAGCAAGACGACGAUCCUUCGACUUCCAGAUGAAUUGCUACUGCGGAUCUUCAAGCUCACCAGAUUCGUGCCGACGGCGAUCUGCUUAGCUCUUACAUGCAAACGUCUAUGCUCACUUUAUCUCGACAACUUGAAAGACCGCUCUGAGAAAAUUGAAAAUCGACUCUGGAAUUCUACUAGUGGGUUCUGGAAAUAUAAGCUUAUUGACAAUCUUAUCCGUGGCUGGAUCCCUCAGCAGUCUGUUCGAUUCUGCUGGGCUUGCUGGCUCUUUCGACCUUACGGGGAAGCCUCGACAGAGUUCUGGCGCGCCAAGAUUCCGGCCUUGACAGCGAUUCCAGAACGAGAGAGGUCCCGUGUUGCGGGAGGAUACUGCUGCUGCUUUCAGAACGCGGCUCAUUGUACUGGAAGCCUACUGUUCUCCUUAUCAACUAUGAUCUAUGAGGAGGUUCCAGGACUCCGAGAUACCAGCCAAGAUCCCAUCGAUUGGGAGGAAGAAUAUGAGUACGCGAGGCGUCUUCGAGACUGUGAUGAUCUUCCGCAAUAUCAAAACAAUUGGGAGGUUCAAUUCUGGCUUGGUGAGCAAGGUCUGGCUGGGGUAGAGACGUCACUGGCAAAAGACAAGAGGAUCCGUUGCCCUUCCUGUGUGUUAGUGGACAAUCAGUUGCGCUUGGGGCACCGGGGCAUGAAGGUUGUUUGGCCUGAUGGCCAUCCUGAUCCGUCGGUAAUCGUGAAAGAUACAUUGAAGCGGCGGGCGAGCUUACUGGGCUAUGAAUGGAACCCAAGAAUUGCAUUCUACUCCUUGACAGGAACGGAAGGCCUUUCAAGCAGAAUGCGCAAAAGCCGUCAGAAAAAGAGAAGACAGAACGUAGCAAUCAUGGAGACACGCACUGUCUCCGGGUAA
This is a messenger RNA of Endocarpon pusillum Z07020, 1113 nucleotides long. RefSeq lists its product as uncharacterized. Bases 1 to 1113 code for a protein of 370 amino acids. NCBI's taxonomy places the organism in Eukaryota, Fungi, Ascomycota, Eurotiomycetes, Verrucariales, Verrucariaceae. The transcript has 2 exons. The record is from RefSeq and is a predicted model, not a curated record.